Molecule: messenger RNA, 1609 nt
Organism: Pecten maximus
Lineage: Eukaryota; Metazoa; Mollusca; Bivalvia; Pectinida; Pectinidae
Product: replication factor C subunit 3-like
Exons: 8
Coding region: 73-1140 (355 amino acids)
Biological process (GO): DNA repair; DNA-templated DNA replication
Cellular component (GO): DNA replication factor C complex; nucleus
Molecular function (GO): DNA clamp loader activity; ATP hydrolysis activity; DNA binding
Source: RefSeq, a predicted model, not a curated record
UCAAACGUUAAAUUGACCUCGAUCUUCCCGCGAAAUUGCAAUUCCAGCAAUCCUGCCCGCCAGAAAGACACGAUGAGUUUAUGGGUUGAUAAAUACCGUCCAAAUUCUCUCAAUAAACUAGACUUCCACAAGGAGCAGGCAGCCCAUUUGAAAAAGCUGGUAAACAGUGGGGAUUUCCCUCACCUGAUUGUGUAUGGACCAUCAGGAGCAGGAAAGAAGACACGGAUCAUGUGUCUUCUGCGUGAGCUGUACGGAUCUGGAGUGGAAAAAUUGCGCAUAGAGCAACACAACUUUACAACCCCUUCCAAUAAAAAGUUGGACAUAUCCACUAUCUCCAGUAACUACCACAUAGAGGUCAACCCAAGUGACGUGGGAAAUAAUGACAGAGUAGUCAUUCAGGAGCUCAUAAAGACAGUUGCACAGACAAACCAGCUUGAGUCAUCAUCACAGAAAAGCUUUAAAGUGGUCAUUUUGACCGAGGUUGAUCGUCUCAGUGUUGACGCCCAACAUGCUCUACGACGGACCAUGGAGAAGUACAUGGCCACCUGUCGACUGAUUCUCUGCUGCAACUCCACUUCGAAGGUCAUUCCUGCUAUCCGCAGUAGGUGCCUGGGGGUCAGGGUGGCAGCCCCUUCCAUAGAACAGAUAAGUCAGAUCCUUCAGAGUGUUUGUAAGAAAGAAGGAUUGACCUUGCCAUUGGAAUUAGCUACCAAAAUAGCCAAAAAGAGCAACAGAAAUCUGCGCCGUGCCCUGCUGAUGUGUGAGGCAUGCAGAGUCCAACAGUAUCCAUUCCGACCUGACCAAGAGGUGACUGAGCCUGACUGGGAGUUGUACCUUAAAGAGACAGCAAAUCUUAUCGUCCAACAACAAUCGCCAAAACGGCUACUGGAGGUCCGAGCACGUCUGUAUGAGCUUAUCACACAUUGUAUACCGGCAGAUGUUAUCAUGAGGGGCCUACUACAGGAACUGGUGAAGAAUUGUGAUGGGGAGCUCAAAUUGGAGGUGGUGCAGUCUGCUGCAUACUAUGAACAUCGUCUUCAGACUGGACAAAAGGCCAUUUACCAUCUAGAGGCCUUCGUGGCCAAGUUUAUGGCUAUUUAUAAACGUUUUUUCGAGGAAGGCAUUGCAGAUCUGUUCUGAUGAUUUACUGCCUUCUGUAACGCUUCUUCAAGGAAGCUUGUUAUGACUUUCUUUACCAGAGACAAUUCUUUCACAAAGACAUCUCAGAUAUGUUCUGAUGAGACUAUACCUCACUGUAUAGUACAGUUCUUGUUGAGUUAUGAAUCUUCAUCAGAAUGGUUUCAUUUACCAUGGUAACCAGACUGUAACAAUGAGAUUUGUUUAAACUGUGGUGUAAGUGGUGAGGGCUUUGAUUAACACUGCGGGAGCCCUAGUGAGGGUCUAGACUAACAUUGCUGGGGUUCUAGACUAGAAUUGUUGGGUUUUAGUGAGGGUUUAGAUUAAUCUGAUGAAACUUGAUAAGAGAGUGCUUAGUGAUGAGAUACAUGUUAAACUGUGAUUCUACAUUAGAAACGAAAAUUACGUCAAGUUUUAAAAUGAAAAGUUUGUGUGUAAAUGAAAUUGUGCUAUUAAAAUGUAAUAACAUGUA